Molecule: messenger RNA, 1293 nt
Organism: Diatraea saccharalis (sugarcane borer)
Lineage: Eukaryota; Metazoa; Arthropoda; Insecta; Lepidoptera; Crambidae
Source: the annotation of a GenBank genome assembly
AUGAGUAUCAUACGUGAUUUGUCAACAUGCCAUGAUGAUUUUAAUCUGAAGCCUGCUGAUGGAGUGCUUAAGGAACACAGCUUUCCGUGGCUAGGAUUCGUGCAGUACAUACAUGUGACAACUGGACUGCCUCACCACAGCAAGGCUCCGAGAGUGGUCCUCAUACAUAAGCAAUUCGCGCUCGGCACAGCAACUGACAUGCUGCACUUGCCUAAAAAUUACAAACUAGGUCAUGUAAUAUUUGGUGACUAUGAACGCGAGGAAGAGGAAUGCGGACUUACGAAACAUCAAGUGAAGCUGGGUGUUAAGUGUCCGCGAGCUUACAUCGAAAUGCCCAUAAUCGAUAUAACACCACAUCCAGAAUUUUCCAGAAAAUCCUGUCUUAUAUGGAAUAUUAAGCAAAGCUCAGCGCAUAGAGCAGCAUUAACAACAUAUAAAAAUAUAUAUAAUCUGUGGAACCGUAGAAAUGUUGAAAAAAUUCAGCAGCCCAAUCUAGAUGAUGCUCUUGCCAUUGAAGCUACCAGAGACAGCAUAGGACUGACGAAUUUUUUAAGCGUGGUUCAAGCAGAGAGCAAAAUAUUACUGAGAUUAGGUAGUGAAGGUGUGACUCACGUGCUAUGCAGCUCAGGUUGUGGCGUUAGACCUGGCUCGCCAAUCAUCAGUCACAGUGCUGAUGGCACGUUUGAGGUGAUAGGCUUGACUGCAGGUGGCGCUGCCUGCUCACGCCGCGCCAUGCGUCGCAGACUAAACACUGAACCGCCACUUUAUAUAGAUGUCUACCCUUACGCUACAUGGAUCAUAAACGUUAUCACUGCAUUUAUACUACCACGACCCUAUUCUCAUAAUUUCAAAUUAGUUGAUGAAGCUGGACCAACCAUGGCUGUAAACAGAGGCAAUUAUUUAAGGCAAAGAAAACUCCAGAGACAAGGGUGGAAAGCUCGCACCUAUAUGAGCGGCAAUUACUGUUUUAAGCAAAAUAAAGCCCAGAAAAAAACCGCGUUUUUCUACUCUGAACAGUUUGAAGUUAAAGCUGAUCCACCCGCAAAACUUAAUAUUGCCAUGAUGAUAUCGGCUGGAAUAGAAUGUACAAUAACUUGUGCAAGACUGCAGAUGCCGAAUCGUUUAUCUACACCAGUUAUUCACGGCGUUGGAGGGUAUAACAUCACCAUUGAAUUCGACACGGAAUGGUUUCCUUACUUGUUCGUUUUCGGUAUAGGUCUCUCAGGAAAAAAUACAACAGAAAGAGAUUUCGCCAGGUGGAUUGGCGAAAGGAAACCUGGUUUUUGGAAAUAA